AGUUGCUCUUCGGUCGUGUUCCUCUCGACCAGAAAAGAAAAAAUGAAAUUUUCGGCUCUUAUACUGGCGUGUUUCGUUGUUUUCCUGGCGGGAAAGACGUACGCUUAUCCGACGGAAGACGGAAGCAUUCCGGAAGCGGAUUCGAAAAUUCCGGCAGUCGGUGCUGACGACGACGAGGAUUUGAGUUGGUACAAACCAAUCGCUGUCAUUUUGAAACCGGCCACCGAAAAGGAACUGGAGGAUCGACUGGAUCCUUCCACUUCCGGGACCGAAGAAGAUGCAUUUCCAUUCAAUCCACCGCUGCCACCAAUGACGCCUGCCGUUUCCUUCCAGCGGCAGCCGCUUCCACCCUGGGGCUACCGGCCACUACUGCCACCGUGGCAUCCGUAUUUCUUCCGGAGCAAUUAUUACUACGGCCAACCGGAAGCAAAUUUGUUUCGAAGUUCUCACGACGAUUUGAAUUUCCCGGUUAAAAGAGAAGAUGAUGACCAGGGCAGUUGGCUGUCCAGUUUGGGACUGGCUGCCUAUCGGACGGAAGACCUGUUUGGUGAAAAAGACCCUGGGCCACAUGUUGGAUUCCGGGGGGAUGAUGUCGAGGGUGGGACCCGCCAACAAGGUGGUCAUCAGCACGGAACUAACGUAGUUAAGUUAAAGCCCUUUUCGCACAAACAUAGUAAGCAGCAGUGGAUGCAGGAUUUUUACGGGCCGCCAGGUGCAGUCGGCCCCAUUGGUCCAGCAGGGAAAGACGGAACGAACGGAAUCAACGGAAUUAACGGAGUGGACGGCAAGGAUGGCAAAGAUGGAGAUCAGGGACCUGCUGGACCCAUUGGACCACCAGGACAAGUCGGUCCUCCGGGGACAAAUGGAGUUAACGGACCAGCGGGGGCUGAGGGCUCCCCCGGAGUACCCGGAGUACAAGGCAUCCAGGGCAUCCAGGGCAAUACCGGACCGCAGGGCAUUCAAGGAGAAAAGGGAGCGGCCGGAAUUAAUGGCCUAGACGGACUUAACGGGUUGAACGGAAAGGACGGAAUUGCGGGACCUCCAGGACCCCAAGGACCGAUUGGAGUGCCCGGUAAAAAUGGAAAAGAUGGCAAAGACGGGCCGAUUGGUCCCAUCGGCCAAGCAGGCCCGGCUGGAAUUCCUGGAACAGAUGGAAAGGACGCAAUCGACGGAACAGACGGAUCGGACGGAACAAUUGGAGCAGCCGGACCUCCUGGACCCUCAGGAAAAGAUGGCAAAAAUGGAAGUCCUGGACAGCCGGGCACAGACGGACAAGAUGGUCAGGAUGGAACACCUGGUGAACCGGGGCCAGCUGGAGCUGCCGGCGCCGCUGGAAGUGCUGGACCCGCCGGACCACCCGGAGUGCCAGGAGCACCGGGAGCACCUGGAGCUCCAGGAUCGGGAUAAACAGCAAUAAAACAACAACACGAAUAAACUUGUGUAACAUAAUAAUUAAGUGUAUCCCAUUGGUUAUUGUCGACGCCCUUUUUCUUCUUCCAAAAAUAAAUUAUUGAAAUAAA
Messenger RNA from Daphnia pulicaria, 1520 nucleotides. RefSeq names its product collagen alpha-1(I) chain-like. NCBI's taxonomy places the organism in Eukaryota, Metazoa, Arthropoda, Branchiopoda, Diplostraca, Daphniidae. The coding region runs from base 43 to 1407 and encodes 454 amino acids. The record is from RefSeq and is a predicted model, not a curated record. The transcript has 9 exons.